Molecule: messenger RNA, 578 nt
Organism: Salvia hispanica
Lineage: Eukaryota; Viridiplantae; Streptophyta; Magnoliopsida; Lamiales; Lamiaceae
Source: RefSeq, a predicted model, not a curated record
AUGAUGCAGGGAGUGGUGGCAUCUGGGAUUGCCUUCGCUGUACAGAUAUGGUGCAUAGAUAAAGGUGGCCCCGUCUUCGUCGCAGUCUACCAGCCCGUCCAGACACUCGUCGUGGCUAUCACCUCUUCCCUUCUCUUGGGAGAGGAGUUCUACUUGGGCGGGAUAAUUGGUGCAGUGCUGAUCAUAUUCGGAUUGUAUUUGGUGCUUUGGGGGAAGAGCGAAGAGAAGAAGUUUGCAGAGAUCCAAUGCCGCGCGGAGCACAACACCAGCAGAGCCACCCCGCAGAUCAGGCCAUCCAUCACCCAGCCACUCCUCUCGCAGUCAACGGAGAAUGUUUGACUAUGGAUAAAAUAGGAAAAUCAUGUUCGGCUAUAUUUAAUUUAAUAUGAAAAAUGGUUUGAUUUUCAUCUUCCUAUAAGUUAGGAACAAAAAAAGUUGGGAAGAAAAAGGAAGAAGGUUUUGGGGGUAUGUUGAUUGUAAUGAUUUUGAUUUUGUGAAAUGGGAUGUACUAAGAUGGAUGUCCGUUGUGUUUUUAUAUACUAGUACCAAGUUUUAAUGGUGUUUGAUUAGACAAGGUA